Molecule: messenger RNA, 1842 nt
Organism: Sugiyamaella lignohabitans
Lineage: Eukaryota; Fungi; Ascomycota; Dipodascomycetes; Dipodascales; Trichomonascaceae
Exons: 1
Coding region: 1-1842 (613 amino acids)
Source: RefSeq, a predicted model, not a curated record
AUGUCGUUUUCAAAAUUAACAAAGGUUCCUCUAUCGUCAUGGACGAAACGGGUUUCAACAGUGUCAAUGCUUCCUAGUGGAAGCAACACUGCCCAAGGCCCUAGCUACCUUCGCUCUUUCACAUCCUCAACUGUUCUACAGGAGCAACAGGCCCAAACUGGUCAAGACUUCAACAACCGCCCACAAAGAAACAAUUACAAUAAUAACAACAAUCGAAGACACCACAACCGUAAUAAUAAUCAUAACAACAACCGACACAGUAAUAAUAACAAUCGGAUCAGAAGUGGAAAUAAUACCAACAGAUCAUGGAAGCCAGACUUGCCUGAAGACCAUAUUCGAAAUGCAUUUAACGAGGACUUAAUGGAGUUCAGAGAGAAAUUGACUCUGUCAAAUCAGAGAACCGCACGUGGUAGUGCAAGUCUUGUGGAUACUCAGGCUGCCAUGAAUAUUUAUACAAAACUAAAAGAAACUCCUGGAGUACUUGCAAAGUCUGAUAUAGGUGCCUUGAUCCAGGGACUUCACACUUCAGCUAGAGUAAGUGUCAAAUCCAUGUCUCGAGUUAUUUCUGCUAAGCGUAAAGAAGCUAUUAUGCAACAGAGUGACAUUCUUGCCAACUACUUAGAAAUAGUUGGUAAUGAUCUUUUAUCAGGUCGGGUCGUAACCAAUGAAUUUGGUUUCAUGCAAUUUUUCACUGCAUAUGCUACUUUGAACAGACCCAAUAGAGGUCUCGAACUGUAUGAGCGAUUUUGCAAAGCUGCUGAAAGUGUUGUAGAGGCUGAAUCAGAUGGCACAGUUGCUAAGCAAGAAGCCGUUAACACUGACAUGGCCGAUUUGAUUAAGAACUCUGGAAAAGUGACUGGUGCUGUGUUCCAUCUUCUAAUAUCAGCUGGUGCUCCUUUCGAACGUAUCGAGAAUCUUUACGAAGAAACUCGUGAACAUGGUAUCGGUGAUCUCAACAUUGAGCACAACAUGAUUCGAGCAUUUAUUCUUUAUGAUAGAGUUACUGAAGCAUUGAAAUUGUAUUCAAAUGUCCUCAAGGUAUACUUGGAGGACGAACGAGCUGAUUAUUAUUUCGGCCGUAUUCACGAGUUCUUUGUUGGCGACUGUUCCGACGUGAAUGUAGCCACCAACUUUUACUACGAAGCUGUUGAGAACAAGGUGCCAUACUCUGUAGAAUGUCAUCCCUCAGCUGUCCACCGUCUUAUGGAACUUGCCUGGAGAGAACACAAAGAUUUGGAUGAGCUCAUUAACAUUUGGGCAGCAUAUCUGUCUUCUGUGAGAACAUAUCGCGAGCCAAACUACAAUGUACUUAGUUACAGCUUGUUUGUGCACUUUUUCGAGGCUCACCCUGUGGUUACAAACGAAGCAUACGAAAAGCUUAAACAAAUCAUCUCGUCAUAUAAUGAGCGACAGGGACGCAUGAGUGCCAUCUUCCUCAACAGUCUCCUGGCUGUUGCUGGUGGCAAGUGGAGGGAUAGUGAAGUUAUUCUUGGAAUUGUUGACAGCUUCGACAUGUAUGGCUUGCCUAAGAAGGUCGACUCUUUGCGUAUCAUUCUGAAUUCUCUGCGUGGUGUCGAGACCGAGCCCGAAAUUAUUAGAUCUUUUUGGAACGAGCGUUUGGCCCUUGUUGAGGAAAAUCCGCUAGAGAAGUACGAUUUCUGGGCCCUUGGUAAAGCUUGUAAUAGAACACCUGAACGUAUUGCCUUAUUCGUGGAGGUCUGGAGUCAAUAUAUUCAAGAAAACCAACCCACUGAUGCAUCCCUUCAAGAAAUUCUUGGAUUUUUCCGCAUUCCAUCUAAUGAGACAAUCAACAUUGCUGAAGCAUUGGAGUCUCCGAAAUGA